CCGUCUCAGAUUCCCCCUCCCAUUUUUGUUCCCAUGGGAUUGUAAGCAAAAGCAAAAGUUCCUCUCAAGAAAGAAGAGGAAAAGAAAUACCUGAAAAUCAUAUAAAAAGAAGAAAAAUCCCAUGGGGCCAUGCAUGUCCAUACCAAGAAGAAGCGUCCUCUUCAGGAGGCGGGAUCAGAGGCACGGCCAGCAGAAGCUGAACGAAAAGGGCGGCGGCAAGGGCGGGCCGCGGCCCCUGCGGCUGUCGCGGCCCAUCCAGGUGCUGUGGGAUCCGACGGGAAACGACAUCUUCAACAAGUAUAGGCUGGGGCGGGAGCUCGGGAGGGGCGAGUUCGGGGUGACGUACGAGUGCUUCAACGACGCGACGGAGGAGAAGUUUGCGUGCAAGAAGAUAUCGAAGAGCAAGCUGCGCACGGACGUGGACGUGGAGGACGUGCGCAGGGAGGUGGAGAUCAUGAGGCAUCUCCCCAAACACCCUAAUAUUGUGAGUUACAAGGAGGUUUAUGAAGAUAAAGAGGCCAUCUAUUUGGUGAUGGAGGUGUGUGGGGGUGGUGAGCUCUUUGAUAGGAUUGUUGCAAGAGGCCAUUACACUGAGAGGGCUGCUGCUCAAGUCACCAAGACCAUUCUUGAGGUCGUCAAGGUAUGCCAUGCUCAUGGAGUCAUUCACAGAGAUCUUAAGCCUGAGAACUUUUUAUAUGCAAACUCUUGCGAAAAUUCUCCCUUGAAAGCCAUUGAUUUUGGGCUUUCCAUUUUCUUCGAACCAGGUCAAAGAUUUACAGAGAUAGUUGGGAGCCCAUAUUACAUGGCACCAGAGGUGCUGAGGCGCAAUUAUGGAGCAGAAGUUGAUAUUUGGAGUACAGGUGUGAUUCUUUACAUUCUUCUGUGUGGAGUUCCUCCUUUUUGGGCAGAAACAGAAGAAGGAAUAGCACAGGCAAUUGUGUACGGACAGAUAGAUUUCAAGAGGGAUCCAUGGCCUAAAGUUAGUGAGGAAGCUAAAGAACUCGUCAAGGGCAUGCUGGACCCCACUCCCUUCAGUCGUCUCACCGUUGAUCAAGUCCUACAACACCCAUGGAUACAAAAUGCUGACAAAGUUUCAAACGUUCCUUUGGGCGACCGCGUAAGAACAAGAAUCAAGCAGUUCUCUUUGAUGAAUAAAUUCAAGAAGAGAGUCCUAAGAGUGGUGGCAGAAAACUUGCCCGACGACCAAGUAGAUGGCAUCAAAGAAAUGUUCCACAUGAUGGACACAGAUAAAAACGGGCACCUUAAUUUCCAAGAAUUGAAAGACGGGUUGUACAUGAUCGGCCAGCCCGUCCCCGAUCACGACGUCCAGAUACUGCUCGAUGCCGCUGAUCUUGACGGAAAUGGGACGCUAAGCUGUGAAGAGUUUGUGACGUUGGCUGUUCACUUGAAAAAGAUCAACAACGAAGAGCUUUUGCGAGAAGCAUUUCUGUAUUUCGAUAAAGAUGGGAGUGGAUACAUUGAGUUCGAGGAGUUGCAAGAAGCUUUGUUGGACGAUCAUUUUGGCCCCGCCAACGAGCAAGUCAUACAUGACAUUAUCUACGAUGCCGAUGUCGACAAGGAUGGGAGAAUCAGUUACCCGGAGUUCAAGGCCAUGAUGACGACGGGAAUGGAUUGGAAAAUGGAAUCACGGCAGUACUCACGGGCUAUGCUUAAUGCUCUUAGCUGCAGACUCUUUAAUAAGGAUACCUCUAUUUGAGAUUAAUUCGAUCUUCCUUGUUUUUUCUUUUUCUUUUUCUUUUUUUCGCGCCCAAUAUGUCCUCUAAAGUUGGUUUAAUGUUCAAGUUUGGCCAACUUAUAAUGUUGGAUGCGUUUCUUCAUUCUCUAUAAUUUAUUUUUUCUUUCUUUUUUGGGAUGAAUAUUGAAUAGAGAGUGAGUGAUCAUUUCCAAGAUAGACGUACCAUUUGCUGCAUUAUUUUUGGUGCGGAACCGGAGGUUAAUACUAUAUUUAUUGGAAACUUCUGUUUUGUAUCGCA
Messenger RNA from Salvia miltiorrhiza (redroot sage), 1994 nucleotides. Its product is annotated as calcium-dependent protein kinase 24-like. The record is from RefSeq and is a predicted model, not a curated record. The transcript has 7 exons. Gene Ontology annotation, cellular component: nucleus; cytoplasm. Gene Ontology annotation, biological process: intracellular signal transduction; protein autophosphorylation; peptidyl-serine phosphorylation. The coding region runs from base 122 to 1717 and encodes 531 amino acids. Lineage: Eukaryota; Viridiplantae; Streptophyta; Magnoliopsida; Lamiales; Lamiaceae. Gene Ontology annotation, molecular function: calmodulin binding; calcium/calmodulin-dependent protein kinase activity; calcium-dependent protein serine/threonine kinase activity.